ACCACAACGCCGGCACAACCCAUUCAUGUACGCGCACGCAGUCAUCAUUCGGUCACGACUCGCGGUAGCGGUACGUCGUCGUACGCCUUGUGUGCUCCGGGACACGGUCAGUUGGUUUUCUCGCGAGUUUUUUUUUUUCCCCCGAGGUGAUAAUUUCCUAUUUGGACGUAAAAGAAACAUUUUAUUUAUUUUUUUUAAAAUAUAAUAUUGCGCUUAAUACACUGUACGCGUUCGAGCCGGAUCCGUCGAAACUAUAAUAAUAUAAUCGUUACGAUAUAGAUAUUUAUAUAGCGUGCCGCAGUUGUGUUUUUCGAUCGACCCGUGCUCGCGGAAACGAUGGUUUUUUAACGUUUUUAUCGAGAGAAAAAAAACUCGCGCUUAUUAAACUCUUUAUCGCACGCCUGCGGCAGUUAUUCUUGCCAGCUAUUUACACGUUUUAUCAAAAGAUAUAUAUAUAUAUAUAUAUAAUAUAAGGUAAUACAAUUUUUUAAAAACCGAUCGGUUGAUAUUAUAAUAUUAUAAUAUAUUGUAGUGUAUCUGUACCCCUUAGAUCUGGGCAUACUUAUAAAGAAGAGCGAGGACGUUCUAACGAACGUUUGGGACAGCGAAAAAUUACUGGUUCUAAAAUCGCAUAUUAUGAAAACCUACAGAAUGGUAAAACCGUGUAAAAUUACAGCGAGGUAUUUGGAGACCCUUAAUACUUUUUUCAGGCUUUCUGGUAUUUUUUUUUUAUCGUAUCCAUAAAAGGGCGAGGCUGAUUCAGCUGGGGUUAAAACGCGAAGCCCGGAGCUCUAGCCUCACUUCCAUGUUCUAGGGAUGACCAUCCCAGGACCCUGGAAGGGAAGGACUAAGAGCUUUAGACUCCUCUCUCCAUUAUUGGCCAUGUUAAAAUACAGCAAAAUAAUUUAAAAUUGUACAACAUCGAAAACUUAGAAACUUAAAACUUUUACAUUUUGCCAAAUAAUCUCAAGAAAAAGGCUCUAUACAAUAAAUUUAGACGUAUCUAUUUUGCUUUCAUUAUUAUAUUAUAUGAUUUUAAUUUUCUAUGUGUAUAUAUAUAUUCGUAUUAUUAAUGAAACGAUACAUUCAAUUGAAUUUUAGAUUCUGAGCAAAGUGAGGAAUGUAUUGGUUUUACAAUGAUGUUUAUUAUUUUUAUUUUUUUUUUAUUUUUAUACUGUGUACAAAAAUUCUACUGAAAAUCUUGAUCCAAAAUAUCAAGUAUAUCACCUUUUCUAAAAAGAAAUUUUAUUUAGUUUUUACUUUAAAGAGGUCUUUAUUUGAUUUUCCAAGCAGUUUUCAUAAUAAUUGGGAACUCGGAAAAAACGGGAAAAUUUACGAAAAUGAUGCUUUUAUUAUUUAAAAUUUUUUUUUGUUGUAAUUCAGUUCAAAAUUUUCGUAGAGAUUUGAAGUUAAAACAGAAAAUGUAUGUUUGCUUUUUUCUAGACGUGGGCCAAUUUUUAAAACAUUUGAACCAUUUUUAAACUAUUUAGACAUUUUAAUAUUGUAAGUUUUUUUCGUAAUUUUUAUUCGGUAGGUAUUCUGUAGAUAAAUUGUAAGACCAAACAUAUAAAUGCUUGAACAUUUAACAGGAGGUUCAUUAUAAGUUUUACUUGCUGGUCAACAAGAAAAAGUUUAGUUUGAUGUAGUAUUUUAUUUUCAUAAGAGUUUCGUAAAUAUUACUACGGCCUUUUAAAAUAUGUAUAACCAAACUCCGCUCAGAAUCAUUUUUCGUUGGCAAUGAUUAAUCGUUGCGUACAUAUAUACAUUAAGUUUUCCUUCUAGCUUCCUAAAUUCUCAUCUAAAACAGUGGCCCACCCAUCGUGCGGAGUAUGUCUGUUUUUGUCUGUAAUGUGAAUAUAAUUUUUUCUAUUACAAGUAUAACGAAAAUAUGUACCUAUUAAUUUUACUAUCAUGCAUGUGUUUUUUUUCUGUGUCUGUAAACAACUAAUCGAUCAGAAAUCUUUCUGUAGUCAAUUUAACAGUUGUUUCUGCAGUUUCUGGAAUCAAAUUAUGUUUUCCCCGAAAUAAUGGGAGAGAAAUGGAAAUAUUUAAAAUAUCCAUAGAUUUGAAAUGUUCACCUAAUACUUAUAGUAGCACUUUAUAAACGCUUGUUAUUUUCAAAAUAUUUUUUCGUUUUUGAGUUAUAAAUGGACAUUUCAAAUUGUCGAGGUUUAUUUGUUUAUAUGUGGUUAUAAAUAUUGUAAUUUAUUUUUAUAAGCGUUUUAAGUUCGACUUUAUGUAUAAGCUCGUUAAAAACAUCAUCUAUUAAAAUAAAUUGCCCUUAUCACCACCUUUACCCCACCCUGUCAUCUACUCCAUCGAUCCCUCUACUUUAUUCUUUCAGCCUCUUAACCUUUUUCUGACCAACAAUAACAUCACAUUUACUUGUAAAGUUCUUACAUGUCUAAACUUAUAUUGUUGUUUUGUUAGCUAACAUUGCUAUAACUAUACUUAACCGAUUUUGAUAAAAAGUAGACUAUAACCUCCCAGUGGCGAUAAGGAGUCGACCAAAGAACAGGUUCUUGUCGAAAUCGGCUAAGUAUAAUUCUCGAGAUUUUCACUCAUACAAUACAAGCGUUUCCUUUUUAUUAUAUUAAUUAAACUUAUUAGUUACAAGUUAGGUAAUGCAGUGUUCGAUUUAAAUCCGUUUGUCGUUUGCAAUGAUUUUUUUUGUUAAUGGGAAUAUUUAUAGUUUACCGUUUGUAGUUGCGUUUACUUAUUAUUAUUAUACAAAAGACAAAACAUUAUAAUAAUAUUAUUACUCGAAUUUAUUGAGAUAAUCAAAUAAAUGAACCGCUAUAAUAUAAUUAUAAUAUGGUGUAUAUACAAAACUAUAGCAGUGACACAUUAGGUUAAAAUAGUGGAACGAUAAACAAAACAAAAAUACUGACUAGGUAGCGUAAAAAAUAAUCAUAAUAAAUCCUAUUAAAAAUAAUAUAUAAGUAUAAUUAACUAUUUAAUAGCAUUAUUUAUUAUAAUAUUAAACAGUUUUUUUUUUAUAUCAUUAUAGGUACCUACCUAUAUAAGUAUAUUGUAUAGUCAGCAUUUUACAAUAUUUAAUUCACCAAGUCAAUCUUUGGUGGGCAGGUAAAUUUAUAAACACGAGAUUAGAAGGAUUUAUACCUUGGUAUCUUUUUUUGAUUUUCUACCGAAGGUAUAUAGUAGGUACCAAUAUAUUAUUUUACGUUAGGCUUAAGUAUAGCAGGUAUAUAAUAAUAUGUGACGUUGUUCAACUAAUUUUCAAACAAACGUGUAAUUUAUUUCAAUAUGAAAGAUUAUAUUUUAGACUUUUUAUUUAUAACUUCCAUCAUGAUGAGUUAUUAUUAUUAUUAUUAAGAUUUAAGAUAGUACCAAAAUAUUAUUUUUUUUAUUUCCUACCAAUAUUUUUAUGAGUUCUUCAAUCAGGACAAAGGAAAUCAGUAUCUAGCGUAUAAGCGUGUUUAUGGUUCAGUACGUCUAAAAUUUAAUUUUUUUACUAAAUUUCAAAAUUUCAAUAUUAUUUUAUCAAUAUCUUACGACGAAUAAAAUUUUUUUUUUCUUCUAUAUGGCUGUGUGAUUCGUAUUAUUAUUGAUGACUUCUGAUAACCCGUAUAAUUUGCUUUAUAAAAAGAUAUCAAUAAUUUAUUAUUACACAAUCAUAAUAAUAAUAAUAAGUAUACGUGUGCAUAGAUGUUAUUAUAAAGUUAAAAAGUUUAUAUUCUAUGAAUCGGAUUUGUAAUGAAAAUAUCCAAUAAAAUGAAUACGAUUACCUUCGUAUAGCAUCAAAAUGCAAUAAUAUCCUACAAUAUUCCAAUAAUGCACAAUUUGUUCACUUUAAAUGUACCUAUAAAAAACUCUGUUCGUUUUAGAAAUAUAACAAAACCGUAAAUCGUUAUUCCUUACAUUUUGAUCCAAAUAAAUAUGAAAUUUUACAAAACCAAAAUUAAUUGGAUAAUUUCUAAUUAUAAUAAUUAUAAUAUAGUAAUUUAUUAUUCAAUUACCUGACGAACUUGGCGUUUCUUUAGAUUUCGACAUGGUUUAUACUAAUAUCCAACAAAACGUUAAAUAUUUUUGAUUUUAAUAACGCGUUCAAAUAGUUUAUACCUAGUACAAUACACCUCUAUGUAAAACGAUUUUGCUUAAUAAUAACGAUGUCAACAAAAUCUAUAAAAUACCAGAGGAAAUGUGAAAAAUAUGAUUGUGUUAGAAAAUAUUUAACAACAUUGUAACUUAGGAAACAAAUAAAACAAACUCCGAUUAUUAGUAGCGUAUUUUUAAAUAAGUGGAUGUAACUAAAACCUAAUUUAUCUGUUUAUCUAAAAAUAACAUAAAUUGUUAUUGUUUUAAUAUUUGGGUAGUUUUCGUACUAUAGUAUAGCAAAUAAUAUAUUCUAAUUAAUCAAAAAAUGUCGUAAUAAAUAACUAACCUCCGGAAAAAAUACAUUUAUAUACUGUUACAUUGGGACCCGAAAUAAUAGACUUUUACAGCAUUAACAAUAAUUAAUGUUAAUUUAUACGUGUAAUAUUUUGUGUGGUCGUGUGGGACUAUACUGUUGUUAUUUAAUUACUAAGUUGCUAGGUUAAAUUAAAAAAAAAAAAUAUUUGUCUGGAACCACAAAAAAAACGAAAUCAACUGUUUAACAGUGAUGGAAAUAUGUUUAAUAGGUGUUCUACCUAAUAGAAUCUAUUAGGUAUAGAUAUACUAUUAAUGGUAUACAUAUAAUUAUUGUGGACGUUGGAUGUUGGAAUGUUUUAUAAACGUAGAUGGGGUCAUUUUUUUUAUCGAACACGAAUCGUCUUUUAUUUGGGAGUUAUUCUAGAUAAUAAUAUUUGUAAUGUAAAAAGUCAUAGUUGUUAUUAGAAAUCGGGACACCAUAUUAUUCAACUCCGAAAAUUUGAAGACCGACUCGGACGUGGCCAUUGGUUCUAAUUGGCGUUUCUGGAUUUUGGCAAUAAAAUAUAGGCAUACAGUAUACCCAAAGUUUGUAAGUACGUUCUAUAUUUUUGUUAUCCGAAGCUAACGAUGAAUUUGAUAAUAUGUGACGCUGGCAUUACUAAUAAUAAUAUUGUAUGCUAUUCUCCGUUGGUAUUUGAUAGGUAGGUACUCGUAACACACAAAUAAUAAUUUCGACACAUUGAAAAUCUUUAUACCUACUGUGUUACGAGUAUUAUUAUUAUAGCAUAUAGUGUAUACAAACAUAAUAAUAAUAUAAAGGCCGGAGCUGUGAUUGGGCGUAGGCCGUAUACGUAUUUAUAUAUUACACGCGCAAUACUUCUAAACCGCAGAAUAUUGUAUAUCACAUAGUAAAAUAUCUAUUCUUAACAUUCCAUUCAACAAUAUAAUAAUUAUUAUCAUUUUAACGUAUACGUUAUUAUGGACAAAUAUUUAAAAAAAAAAAAGUGAAUUGGAACUGAAGUAAAAUAAUAAUUGUGGUCUAUUAAAUAGACUUUAUUCGCGAUAGGUAGUGAUUAUAUUGAUGAUGCAUACGGGUUUCAAAUAGUCAAUCGAAUCGGAGUGGUGGGAUAUAUUGUUACGGUACGAGUAGACGGGUGCAUGUAUACACAUUAUUUCGACGCAUUUUAAAAACAACAAUUUGUAUAUAAUAACAAUUAUACUUAUACAGGCUACACAAAUAAUACAAUGUAUAUGACGGUUUACGUUUUAUAACGUAGUGUAAACUCAUUUCUGUAUGCAAUUAAUAACAAUAUCCUCUUGGACUAUAUUUGAAUAUAGGUAAUCGUAUUUAUUUGUUUAUCGUACACAUUUUAAAUGUUUAAAUAAUAUGUAUUCGGAUACAUUAAACGGCAACCUGAAAUAACUUAGACCGUGAAGACCACGACUUAUUAUAUAGGUGCACAAUACAUAUAUGUAUAUAUAGAUAGAUGAAAAUUAACAGCUGUUGCCUCUUCCAAUAUGUCUAUACAGUAGGUAUACAUUAUAUACAUUAGCAAGUUUCACCAGACACCUUGUUUUGAGAUAAAUAUAGAUUACAUAUUGUAUAAAUGUGCAUGUACGUUUAAUAUGCACUCGUAAAUAUUAUAUACAUGUGACUGCACGCGUAAUUAGAAUAUGUCCGACUCCGUCCUCGUCGUGUAUAACUUGCAUAAUAAGUUUCGAGUUCAAUUAGGAUGAAAAAGUACGAUAGUGGGAAGAAAAAACAAAUCACCUACCGAUGUUUACAAAGUUGUAUUUUUAACAUCGUCACCCGUCCGGGAAACGAACGAAUGAGAAAAAUAAAAAGGGUCGAUGAGUGUGCCACUGUUUUGGGAGAGAAGUUUGACGGGAGGAUAUAUUUAGUAAUUUCAUUUAUAUUUUGUACGUAGGUAACGAUAAACCAUUGCUAACGAAAAACGACUCCGAGCCGAGUAUUAUUAGCCGUAUUUGUUCUCUUGUUGAAAUGAUACCUAAGACAAGAAAUCAAACAACAAUGUUAUUAUUAUACAAAACAUUUCUGGUAAAAAAAGUUGUCUACAAACACGGGACAAAAAAAAAAACACACAUCGCAGUUAAACCAAUAUGUACGUUCCAAGCUUCGUUCAUAAUCUAAAAUAAUAAUUUUACGGUCACAUUGAUUCGAUUUCCCGCGAUAGUAGUACUAUCAGAAAAAUCAAUGGUUGUUUGGAGAAUUUAUCUCACGGCUUUUAAAACGUUGCUGUUAAUGCUGGCCCGAGAAAUUUAUUACCCGCUGUUAUCGUAAAAAUAUAUUAUUAAUAAAAUAACAUUAUGUACACACGACUAUUACAGUAGCAGUGUGGUUCCGAUAGGCGAUAAUAAUAAUAAUAUUCGCACCCCCGGUGAUCCGAAACGGUCUAACCCCGACCACGUGUUUAUAUUAAACAAGCGUAUCAGCCAAGUUUAACGUUGACUUCCGCAAUAAAUAUUAUGAUAAAAUAACCGUUUUCACUUCAAUAAAUUAUACCGUACGAUGUACUGCAGAGUGCAGACAAUUUUAUCGCAUAGUACAUAGGUACUUAAAAAUCGAAUUGUAUAAUAUAAUAUAUGUAAUAAUGUUUGUUAUAUUAAAUAUAUAAUAUAUGUGUGUAUAUUAUGGAUUGUAUAUCGUUAAUGCAUUUUCACUAUUCAAACGAAUAGAUAUUUUCAUUUCGUUUGUACAAAAUCUAGUGGAAGGGGGGUCAAACAGGGGUGUAUCUCCCCGUGAUCUUUUCACAUUCAGUAUACAUAAUAAUUAUUUAAAAAUCAGUCUCAUCUCCCACACCCUAUAACAUAAAAAUUGUAACGUUAAACUCAAGGUAACUCAAAAGUAUUAUAAUAUAGGUAAUUAAAAAGUAAAUAUUUUUUUCGCAAUGAGAUAUUCUUAAAAUAAUACAGCCUGUAGUAUGAUACAGGUGUUUAUACUAAUUAUUGAUUAUAAUAUUAUAUUAACGAGUAACGACGUUAAAAGUUAAUAUGUAUAACGUGAUAAUAGAUAUUCUUUCGUUCUCACUUCAGUUACUUUGUCUGGUAUUUUUUUUAUUUUUUUCAGUAAGUGAUUUUCAAAUUCCAAACCGGUUGUUCGAGUGCGCGAGUAUCUAUCGGUCGGUACCUACCUACCCGUAGGUUUCGCUACGGUUUCGCUUCGAAAAUUCCAAAUUCGUUACUCGAAUAAUAUCUGUACGCGUAAUUAGAUAAUAAUAGCAAUAUUAUAAAGAUGUUCUGAUUUACAGAAUAAAAAAAGAAAACAAACUAGACGUCCGAUAAAAUAUAAUAUCAAAUUAUUCAAAAAGUAGGUAUUUAUAUUCAUAGCUUUAAUAAGUGUUAUUGUAAAAAUCUGCUACAAUCUGGUGAUGUCAUAGUGGACACCACCUGCGUAGCGUCAAACUCGAAAAAUUAACGAUUCGACUAUUGUUUGUAGCCGAUCCUCCGGAUUUUUAAUUUUUUUUUUUUUGUUCUAACAGCUGGACUCUAAUAUAUAUAGUUCGGCGUAUCAUUCUUUCGGUUCAAACGAUGAACGCUAUACAAUAUAUACAGAGUGGUCAACAUUACGUAAAUCACUAAAUAUCUCGGAAAGUAUUACAUUUUUCGAAAUUUGUUUUAUAGAAAAUUAAAGAAACGAAUGACCUGAAAAUAUAACAUUACCGUUGUUUUUGGUCUUCCUUAUUUUUGGGGACGAACUAUUUUAGAUUAUCAAAUAUAAUAACUUAUAUUAAAAAAUUCCAUAAAUAGAUGAAUUUUUAAUAUAAAUAUAUAAACUCAUUGGCGAGAUAUUCCCAUUAAUUAUUUGAGUAGGAGAAGAGUAGUGGACCAUAACUAUAAAAACUAAAUAGUGCAGAGAUAUUAAAAAUGUCAUCUAUGGAAUUUUUAAUAUAGGUUGCUAUUUUUGAAUAUAAUAUGUAAUAUAUAUAUAUAUAUAAUAAUAUGUAGCUUUUUCAUCCCCAAAAAUAAGGGUGACAAAAAAUAUCGGUUCAAUGCAUAACAUAAUGUAAGAUCCGCUUGUUUCUAUAAAAAUAAUUCUGAAAUAAUAAAUGUCGUAUUCUAUUCUCUGUACUCGUACUCUGUUAAUCACUCUGUAUGUAUUGUAAAUAUUUUAUUCUAAAAAAAAAAAGUCUUACACGUUUAUUAUUGUAAAAUCAAUAUGUAUAUUGUAUAGAUUUUUCGGUCUCGCUCCAAGAUCUAAAUACUCUUUUUGGUUUUUUUUUUUUUGUAACAUAAUUAUAGCUGUUCCUGGUAAAAUUACUUGCGCGUUUUAAAAUAUUAUAUGAUUUAUAGUCGCGCAUCUAUACGACAUUUUGUGUCUAAUAAUAUAAAUAUGAUCAAUCCGUCGACGAUGAUGGUUAAUAAUGUUUGCAAUUUGUUUUCGUAUAUACCGCGCACGUCCUCGGUAUUCGCACACCUGCGCGGCAAGUGUCGUUAAUGUUAUUAUUCUUAUAAUAAUUUAUCGCUGGUACUUAAAUUUUAGUCUCGUGUAAUUUUUCGUAAGGAGCCAAUGACAAAAUAAUUACUUACAAUAUUGUGUUGAUAAUAUCGUCCGGUCGAAGAAAUCGACGACGACGACGGUUAAAACUCGACCGAGCGAAUUAUUUCCGAACACGGAAUGUAAUACCAAAUAAAAUGAGUAGAAAGUGCGUCUCGUGUAUGUGUAUAUGACUUCAGCUUCUCGUCGAUGCUUUCAAAUUACGAGAAAAAAAAAAGAAAAAAAAAGAAAAUGAAACAUUUUUAUAACAUUAUUGUGCAUUUCGACGAUGGGUAGCCAUUGUGUUAUAACUUAUAAAGUUAUAACCAACACAAAUAUAUAAUAUUAUUUUACCUGGUAAUAAUAAUGUUACUUAUUAUUAUUUAUUUAUUCUUUUUUUCAUGAUUUUAAAUUUGCUCUACGUUACACAAUGAUAAUAACUUAUGUAAUAAAAAUAAUACGAUGAUGCGUUUUUACGAUUUUAUCCGCGCUUCAAUUGUAUAUUAUUAUUUUUGUUGUACAGGUACGCACACAAACCUGUGGCGUAUAUAGACCGUAUUUUCGGGAGGGGGAGUGUUGUAAUGGAUAGUGGUUUUAUAAAAAGUUAAGGGGACAAGACGUCGUGUCUGAUGGUAAAACAAAGUGUUAUUUUAGCAAUACAACUGUAUUAAUAAAAUAAGUUUAAUUAAAUUUAUUAAUUAGAAUAUUCCUGUAAACAUUAUUAACUACAAGAAAGGUAUAUAAUGAAAAUAGGUUUUCCUAUUUUUUUCUAUUGAUAAUGGGUUUUAUUGCAUACUGCAGUAGUGGAUAUUCAACAUUUUUCUGGGAGGAGUUCUGAAAAAUAAUAUGUAUUUUAAAGAUGUUUCUAUUAAUAGAUGCCUAUUUUUUGGACGAUAUUUUAUUGAAAUCAUAUUAGUAUCUGGGAGGGGUCCAGAUCCCUGGACCUUCCCCCCUCCGUAAAUCCGCCACUGGGUAAUUGUGAUCACAGAAUGACGUACUUAUACGAAUUAUUAAAAUAAAAUGUAAACGGAUCACUGAUAUAAAAUACAUUUGUCGGGACUCCGGACUGUUUGUUAAAACUUAAAAUUGCUCAGUCGAAAAAGACAUUUCGGGGGAGAGUGGCUGUGGCAUACAGUGCCACACUGAAACUAUAUUAUCGCCCAAUUAAAUCGCCAACUCGAAUACGUAUAUACAGACCGUAUCCGAAUUCGGUUCAAGCUGUACCUACCUAUAUGCAAACACGCAACACGUCGUGGUUUUUAUCGACUAUAGGUUUUACGUUUAUACUAUUGGAAUACUAACAAUAAACUUCCUUGAAGCGUUAUCAGGUUUAGACCGACCGUGAGUAGUAGACAUUUUUCCGUAUUUUCCUCUUCUCUAUUUAUUAAACUGAACCCGUGGCGGCUUUUUAUCGUCUAGAUGUAGUCGGUUUUCCGCUUAGAAAACACUGUAUAACUAUUGGAGCGGUGCCUGGUUCAGACUAACGGGUAUAAUAGGUCAUGGUUAUUGUAAAACAUCUAAACAUUCUGAAACGCAUAAAACCAACUCGGUUACGUUUCAGUUUGGACCGAACUCGGACGUAUGGUCUGUAAGGUUAGGUUAUACCAUUUGGGCGGAUUCGAAUACUCCGGGACUCUGUCUCUCUCUUGUAUCGCAUCAUAAUAUUCCGAAUACUUAUUUCCACUCGCCCACGUACAAUAUUAUAAUACCUGUAAUUCUUAUAACUAUAAUAGGUACAUUAUUAUUAUAUUAUUAUCGGCUAUUUUGUCGUGUGAUUAAUAUCCCGAUCGGACUUAUUGUAUAUUUACAGGUGCAUCCCCCCCCCUCAUACAUGGUAAUAUUAUAAUAUUUUAAGACCGUGCGAACCGAUACGUCCUGUACACGAUAAUAAUAUUAUUAUAUAUAUAUAUAUAUUUUAUAACGUAACACUCCACACGCGAGUCGUCUGCAGGGGGGUCACGAGUUUACGAUAUAUAGCACUGUUGCAGUGUUGCAUAUGUCGACCGUACGCGUUCGUUAUUUUGUUUUUUCGUUUUUUUUUAUUUUAAAUUUAAUAAACUAUUAUUAUUAUUAUCAUCAUCGUCAUUAUAAUUAUACUAUAAUAAUAUUAUUCACUUCACUAUAAUAUAUUACAUUUUUUUAUCGUGAUAUUCCUAGCCCGUAGCCAAUAAUAUGGCACGAGCAACAGCUCGAUGUGUAUGUGUGCGCGCUAUUCACACCGCAUUAACAAUAUAAUAAUAAUAAUAUUAUGUGCGUCGACGUGAAAACACAUAAUAUCGUCGGCUUCCGAAAAUAAUAUUUUAAUUAUUACUAUAUUACGACGAGAUGUAUAAAUUAAGACGUCAAUAUUCAAUAUAAUAUAGCUUGUUUUUUUUUUUUUUAUUGAAAUUCUGUUCGUUAUAGGUAGGGCUGACACUGCAUUGUACUUUGCAUUUUUUUCCCAAAGCAUACUAUCGUUUAGUUUAUUUUUCGACAGUUGUCGAUUUUAAAGUAUAGUUUCCAAACGUUAUUGAGAUUUUUCAAUCUAUUAUAUGAAUUUGAAAUUUAUUGUAUUUUAAGAUUUUUACACGCUACCAAGAAUUUUACAUAACAAUAUUUAUUGUCAGGCACAUGGCCCAUAUUAAAGUGUAUAAUAUCAAAAUCAUGUAGAAUGCAGAUAACGAGUGAUGGGGCUCGUUCUGUUACAAAAUACGUUUCGUGUAUUUUUUUAAUGAGAACAGUAGUAUAAAAAGGGCUGCAUACGAAUUCCGUUUCCUCUAAGAAAACCCAAGACGCAAUUAGCAUUAUAUAUUUUUUUUAACUUUUUACUCGGGACGCAACUUAAGUACGCAGUGAUGAAAAGAACUGAUCUGGAACAUAAGCCGCGGAGCCUCCUGAGUAAUAAUUGUAUACUACUAAAGAACCAACAUCUGAAUAAGAUAUUAUUUAUUGACGAUUUUUGAUUUUAAAAACAUUUUUUUUUUUUGUAAUGGAUUUAUGGAGCAUUACAUUUUUAGCAUAUACACGGCUAUCUAGCGGUAUAAACUCGACUAGAGAACAUAGACAAAAACGCAAUAUAAUAGAAUAUUUUAGAAUAAAGCUAUUCGUCUGUUGUCUCCUGUUAUAUACCACACGGUGAAUAUAAUAAUAUUAUUAUCAUAUUAUUUAAACGCAAUUUUUAUUAUUUAAUUUUCAUUAUUACGUAUGGUAUCUAUAUGAGUUUUUUUUUUUUUUUUAUUCCGGUGGGCUUCGUUUUUUUUCGUCUUUCAAAUCACGACCGCAUGCCGCACGCCGUCCUGAAUAUCGAAUUAUAAUUGCUCGUAUAUAAUAUUUGAUGUCUGCAUGUGUGUGUGUAUUGUGUGUGUGUUAUUUUCGAUAAUUAAAAUCAAAACGUGUUUGUGUAUGUAUACGGGUAGACGGUAAGUAAUAGAGUCGGGGAGUGGAUAAUAAUAAUUUUUAUAUUACGAGUAUAAUAACGUAUUUUCAAAGGUGCCCAUAAUAUUACUCGCCCGCGCACUCGUCAAGCGGAAAACGAAAUUGAUAAUAGGUAGGUGUAUAACGAUUGCGUUAAAAAAAAUGUUUUUCUAUAAGACAUAUUCCGAUCGCGUUGUUCCGUUGCGUUGUCAUUUUUUUCCACACCGGACGACACGGACGAAAUUCGAAAACAAUACACCAUGGGCCCCGUAUACCUAUUAUUAUUUUUCAACGGGCAUAAUUCAAUUAUUAUUAUUACUAUUACGUUACCGUCGUCGAUCCCUCUACUCGUCUCCGUUCCCGGCCGCACAUCAUACACGCCCUUCCCGGCUUCCAGGUGACGUGGCGGCGGCAGGAGGAUAAUAUUCUUAACGCCGCCGCCGCCGCCGCCGCCGCCACCGGAGUUUCUGCCUGCUGCACCGGUGACUAAGACGAACGCGCGUUAGGUACCCAUGGGCAAUAUUAUGAUAAAAGCCAGGUGACGACGAUAAUAUAUAAUAAAGGGUACGACAAAAAUACAUGAGUCACCCGUUCCGUGCGGUGAAUAGCGAUUUUCGUUUUGUUUCCGUUUGUUUCUCUGCGUCGGUCGAUAUACAGUGGCGGCUUGAGGUAUUUUUUUAACUUGAAUCGCCCAUUUAGUUUUCCGCCCAUCCCGACCCAAAAUACCGCCACGCCACCACAAAUGUAUUGGGAUUUAACAAUUUGUGUUGUUAUUAUUUUUGAAAUUGAUAUUGUGUUGUUGAAGUUUAUACAAUUUCCGCAGUCGAAAAUUCUUUUAAUGAAUUCAAUUUUGUAAAAACUUACUAGGCUUUGUCAUAUUUCUGAACGCCCAGGCAUCCACCACCCACCGCCCAUCCACCCGUUUUUUUGUUAAUCCUGUGAUUCAAAUGUAGGUACUCCUAUAGAGCCGCCACUGUAUAAUAACGUAGAAUGUAAAAUAUAUCGUAGGUAAUGUAGACACCAUCAUUAACCAGAUUCUCCAGUAUAAUUACGGGCCGCAACAUAGACAAUCGGCGAAUGAUAACACGCAUAAUAAUUAAUAAUUAGGUAUUUGGAAUGCGGCGUGUGCGUAAAAAACAGCGAUAACGUAAUAUUAUUAUUAAAAACAGAAAACGCAUUUCGUUUUUUAACAAGGGAACACGUGUUUUAUUCCAUACACGAUAAACCAGUCACCGAGAUACACAUCGUCAAAACGAGGGGACUUAUUCACCUCCUAUUUUUAUAUAUAUUAUAUUUUUUUUUUUUUUUUAAUAAUGUACUCGAUAUAAUAUAUUGUGUGCGUGAUGUCCGUAAUAUACGGUUUCGUCGCAAUAGUACCUCCGCAAUAUGGGGUGGUCUCCCUCUGCUCUUUUUCGUCCGUCGUUAGUCAUCGCCAUCUUUAACGAUUUUUUAUUAUUUUUUUUUUUUUUUUUUUUUUUUGAAACCAGCCACUGCCGUUUGACUUAUGAUUAUCGUACAAGUACUAUAGAAGUUUCAAAAUCAUAAAAAUAUCGUCCGAUUAUGUUCGUGCUUUGUACAUAUUGUACAUGCUAUACAAAUACGAUAUUUCCUAUUAGACAUUUAGACACUAUAGUUAUUAUUAAAUUAUUGAUAUCAGUGACGUAACGUAGGAUUUAUCAAUAAAGGGAGGGGGAGGGGGGGUUGUAGAAUAACAAACCUAAACCAACAUGUUUGUCCGCUUACGUUAAUCCCAAUUUGAAACUAAACCAUACACACAAUGUAAAGUAUAGGUAACAUAAAAACAUGCAACGAUCUUAAUAUAAAUAUUACAAAAUCCGGCCAAUGAGGAGGUGGGGAGGUGGUGGAUCUCUGGCCACGCCACACAUGAGUACAACGAAAGUCGAUAAAAGUGUCAACAAUUUACAUUUAUUUAUAUAUUUUUUUUUUUUACAAAUUAUACACGCUAAUAAUGAAUAAUGAUUAAUAACAUUUUUUUUUAAAUUUCUAUCGUGUCACUGUGGACAUUCUUUAAAUUUCUCGGUCGUAUUUGAUUCAGAGCAUUAUGUCGGUCAUUCCAAGUCAUUCAUGUGCAUCUUUAAUACUAUCAAGAUACCAAUCUGAGACUUUUGUUUCGUUAUAUGAAUUAUAGAAAUCGAUAUAUAGUAAAAUUAUAGAAUAGCCCUAUAGCCGUCUGGUAUUACUAUUGCACAGGUAUUUUAAUAUACGUGUAAAAUUAUAAUAAAGUAGUACACCCGUAUAUGUACUUGUAUUAAUACACAUAAUAUAUCAACAGCAUAUAUAAUAUAUAUAGUUAUAUGGGUAGACUACUGACUAUUGGUGAACUUUUAGAUUAUAAAUAUUAUCAUAUUUUAAACUUAAUUUCAAUCACGUCGUUCAAAUUGUACAUUGAUCGGAAAAAGUCAUGUAAAACAAUAUAUGUAAGUAGGUACUUGAAAAUGUGGCAAUAUAGUACCUAUAGAAAUAUAUAAUAUAAUUCUUAUUAUAAUUAAUUGUUUUUGGAAAUUUAUUUUGCUGCAAAGUCCAAGAGCUUAUAAUACAAGUGAUGUAUACUACAUAUUAUGUGAAAUAGACCGAAAUCCGACCUUCAACCUUUUCUCUGUCCCACUCGACUUCCCUAGGGUAUUAUAUUGCAUUUGCCGCGAACCCUUCAAAAACGUCUCGCUUAAUUCCUUAUCAAAAGCAAACUUUUGCCUUAAAUUUCAAGGAUUUCUUCGUCUCAGCUUUAACAGAAGAGAUAAUAUAUUAUACAUGAGUGACUUUUGAAAAUUUUCAAUCCUCUUUUCUUUCUUUGUUGUAUAGGUCGAUUUUUGAGCGAGGCGAAGUCUCAUCCCUAGUCCGCAUUGAUGAUGACUUAAAAGGACAAUAAUUAAUUUUCACGUGUAUAUAAUAAUAAUGUGGUUUCAAUUUACCAGUUUUUCAAGAUUCGCAAAGAUUCAUAAUUGUUUUAAUAUUAUAUUAUUUUGUUUGUUUAGAUUGUGAAAGAUGUAUUUUAUUUUAACCGCCAAAAGCCUCCUGUGGGUUACGCUGAGCGUGGUGUCCACGAUAACUAUGUUCACGGCUAUAUAUUCACCAAAAUGGCUCAUCGGACCCACGGAAUACAACUGCCUGUCGACCAAACCGCCGUUACAAAGUAAGUUCCGACAGUUAUUCUGUAUUAUUUUUUCUGAUAACGUGCGUUAACCUAUUGAAUUAUUAUUCAUAAUAUAUAAUUUAGAUUAGUAACGUGUCAUUAAAAUAUAUAAUAUGCAAUGAUUUUUUUCUCAAUAGCGGACUAUAACAGCACUGACUCGUAUUACGAAGUCCAUUGUCGUCCGUCAGUCGGUAUUUACUACCGGUGUAAAAAAGUCAACGGUAACCAACAUUGUGGUUCGUUCGCCGUCGAAGGACUGUCCACGAAUCCCAACAUGUUUCCGAACGCUUGGAAGAUCGCUUUGGUACUCAUGUCCACUGGAAUUUUAAUCAAUUUUCUGAUGUCCAUCAUGGCUGUAGGAAGCUUUUGCAAACAGGCGAUACGUAAAAAGAGCGUGUUCGGGGUGGCCGGUUCCGGGCAAGGACUUGCUGGUAAGAAUCCAUAAUUUUAUUGUACAGAAUAUUUUUUAAGGAAGUUUUCUGAGCCCAUAUGGGCACACAGUAAAGUCCAUUGGAUAUCACCUUGUAUUGAAUGAGAUUUUAUUUACUAUGCGUCUACUAGUAAAUAAAAUGUCAAUUAUUGGAUUAGUAGAUUUUCUAAAAAUAUAUUCACUUGCCUAUAUAAAUUUAAAAUAUUCUCACUGGUAAGGAUAUGGGUUACCGGGAAAAGUAUAAAAUGUAGGGUUAGGUUUGGUCUACAUGCUCGUCGAUGUUUUUUUAAGAGAAAGGGUGUGAAUAUUUAUUUAAAAUACCGUGAUAUUAUAUUAUUAAGUAUAAGUGAAUAUGACGUCCUUCGAAGAUUUACUAUUCUAAAUUAUUGUUGGAGUGAAUUCAAUUAUAUAUUAUAUUAUAUAUACUCGUAGUAUUUUAUAAUUUAAAGUUAAUAUAACUCCGCGACAUCGUGGGGCUUCGUUGUAUAGUUUACAAUUUCAUUUACCACUAAUCUAAUUUUAUCUAGUGAAUUUUAGAGUAUCUCAAAUUUUAAACUAAUCACAAGACCUAUUUUAAGAGAUAGAUUAAUAUUAUAAACAUAUUAUAUCCGAAUAACUAGAGCUGACUUCUCCCCUACAUCAUUUAUAAUAAUAUAAUUUAUAGGUAAGUGCCUAUAUUAAAUAUAAGUAUAGGUACAGUUAUACAAUACACGAAUUUUACUAUUUAUAAUACCUAUUUAAGAUCCUGUGCUCACUCUUUUUUAUAUAUUUGUGUAUUUUAUAUUUUUAUAACAGUUUAUCUGUUAAUAGGUAAUUUUUUUUAGAUACUGAGCAAAGCGAGGAAUGUAUUUUUUUUUUAUCUGAUGUUGAAAAGAUUGCGAUUCGUUUACGUAAACAUGACAUGACAUAAAACAUUUCGAGUUUUGCCAAGAUUUUAAAUCAAACACGAUCAAAUUUAUUCUUGAAAUUUACUGAAUUGAAUGAUGUAGUUUUGUAAUAGUUUUAUGAGAUAAUUAUAAGUUAGGAUGAUAUUUGCAAUUCUUGGUAGAUUUAGAUCUACUGUCUAAAUUUUUGGCAUUUUGCGCGUGUAGGACGAGGACGCUAUAGAUAUUUUAAGGAUUCUACGUCAGUUUUUAGCUAUUUUCUAGAGAGAAUAUUAUACAAAUAUUGUUUUUACAUUGUUGGUUUUAAUAUAGGCAUUUAUUAAAAAUACUAAAUAAAUUUAUAUGUUAACAAUAGAUACAUUAUGUAGUUUACAAUGUUUUUAUUUAUAUUCGUAAAUGUACGCAUUACAAUAUUUUCAAGGACUGUGUAGGUAAUACAAAUAUGAUUUGUUGGGACUAUUGAAUAUUUGAAUUGAUAAUUAUUGUAUAGACAAAUUAUGCAUAUAAAAAUAGUUUUAAUAUACCUACCUUUGGGCUAUAAAUCAUUUGUUUUGAAAUUGUUUUUUAAGGUUUAUUGUAUUUGAUUGGCGUGAUCUGUUUUGCGGCCGGUUGGGGUUCAGAACGCGUGGCGAUGUUGUGUGGUACUCAGUCUGAGCCGUUCGUUUCUGCAGAUUGCACAACAGGUAUUUUAUUUGAUAACUAUAUAAUAGGGAGUUGCGUUAAAUAUUUAAAAAAAAAAAAUAUAAUAGAUUAGGUUAGUAUAUAAGUGGUAAAGUUAUGUACUUUUUAUGCGGGGGUAGGAAUGACAAUUAUAUAAUACUAAUUUAUACUUUAACGAUCAAAAGGUAUCUUGAGAAGUGGAUUCAGGUAAUGCUGGCCACGGUUUUCGUUUUAUUUGAAAAUUAACGAAUGGUUUUUUUUUUGUCUACAAAACCAAAUAUCUGGGUAUAAUAAAAAUGAAAUAUGAGAAUUUGAAAGUAUUAUUAUUAUUGUUACGGUUUGACACUAAUAAUAAUAAUAAUAAUAAGCUAAUCGGUUACAUUGUCAAAUACGUAUGGAAAAAACAAUACAAUAAUAACAUUCACAACCUUUUCACAUACACACCUCAACCCCGCCCUUUUUUGGAUUUUUAAAAACCUAACGCCCUCCUUUUUUUUCCCAAAAUUAUUGUUCACGUAUCCAAUUCGUAAAACAAUAAAUAUUAAUAGCAUAAUAUAUAGUAAAAAAUAUUAUUGCACUGGGUUGAAAUAAAUAUUGUAAACAUUCUCAGAAAAAUAUGACGAUUGUAAGAUGAUAUAAAUCAUUGAAAAUUAUGGUCAAAGGAAUAUAACAAAUGCCGGCAGAUAAUUUAUUACUUAUUAACAUACUUCUACGAAAAUACAUUUAAUCGUCCUCCCCCCUCCCCUGUUGUAGCAGGAUAUAAAAAUAUCUUACGAUUCUUAAAAGAGGCUAAUAUUGAUACCGAAUUAAACGUACCUACCUAAAUGUUUAUUUAUUUUUUUUUUUUUAAGUAGAUACCAGUAUAAUGUUGUGUAUACUUUUUAUGGUUAAAAUAUUUGGUUUUAUAAUAUCACACCUAAGUUUAUUCUGUAUAUUUUAUAAUAUAAUGUUAAAUAUUUUUGUAGUUUUAUUAUAGGUAUAUAUUGCAUUGUUCUUGCGAGUUUAUUAAAAAAUAAAUAAUAAAUCACGAUACCGAACGUAUAAGGCGGGAUAUACACUGAGGAAACUUUUUUUUUUACGAAACCAGUUUCAUGAAAACAUUCAAUUGAAAAACAAACAGAUACGUCUAGAUUUGCACACUGAGUUUCACAGAACUACAAUUUGAUAUUUUCACAUUGCGCAGUUGAACAGUUGCGCCGGUUUCAUGAAAAUUUUGAUUUCGGCUAGGUUAGAGCUAAAAUUUCGUCAGUUAUCAUUUAUUAUACGUUUAUAUUUUUAUCAUUUAGGUACUAUCAUAUAAUUUUAUUCACUAUCAGCGUUAAUUAAUUAAAAUUAAAAUAUAUUCAUUUAUUUAUAAAUCUAGACGCCACUUCUAAGCGACAAAUUCGGUCACCGAUUACAUUAACCCGGCGACCAAAUGGAUUUUAUGUUUAAAUAAAUCGUUCUUUCUAUAAGUGUUGGCACUUCUUCCUCAUCGAACAACAUAGUUGAAACCUGGCCAUUUUAGUUUUAUCGAUACACGGCAAUAUUAUCUAAUAAGUUUCAUGCAAUCGGUUUCACGAAACUAGUUUCCUUAGUGUGUGCCUUAACUCUCGGUAGGGCACUGUUGUAGGUACUGAAUUUUUUUUUUCAAGUUAUUUAUCGUGUUCGGCUACAGUAAUCGGGCGUGGGACACCCCCACAAGUAUUUUGAAUUUAUGUGGUGUGGAAUACAGUAUAUAUUAUUAUUAUGAUGUGUUAUGUACUUUUUUUUAACUACGAGUAUGCACCUAGUUAUUUGUUUUCUGCAAUCUAUUUUCAGUGUUUUUAAUCGUUUCUAUAUUUUAUUUUAUUAUGUAAUUUUUAUUGUUCAUCUAAAAGAAAAAAAAAAUAUCGAUUAAAAUCGCCGACGACCGUGUAGUUUUUAUGAAAGUUUUAUAUUUUUAUUUGUAAAUUUCAUGUUUCCCGAUGGAAUUUUUUUUACAUGAAAGCAUCCAUCUGAUAUAAUAAUAUUAGGUACCUACCUGGCUACCUAUAGCGAGUUUCUAUACACAGGUAUAGAUAAACAGUUAAAGUUGAAGCGGAGUAAAGUAGGCGACCUAGUAAAUAAUAUCUCUAGGAAUAAAAUAUUGUCCACUCAAAAUCAUUCAAUCUCUCGUUAUUCAAAUUUAAAACGCUUGAAAAAAAAAAAAAAAUGUCUACAUUAAAUUAAACACAACUAUAUUAUAAUAUAUACAUCUGUAAUACCUAUACCUAUGUAAAACUGUAAAAAUGAAACAAGAAUGUUUGUAAACUAUGUUUAAUGACUAUGUACACCUAUACAUUAUGAAUAUUGUAAUAGGUAAGAAUGAAAUAAAAUUGGUCAGACUCUGGCAAUACAGUGAAUGUAGGUAUUAUACCUACUGAUAUAUAAUAUACAUAUAAUACAAUUUAUUUAAGUUUUAGUCACACAGAUUUAUAUAAUUUUUUUUACUCUACCUGUAGGUACAAGGCAGGUACUUAUAUACAAAUUAAAAUAAUUGCCUAAAUAAUAUAAUUCAAGUUACAAAACAUAAACAUUUAAUUGCAAGGUAGUCCCCCCCCUCAAACGACACCCUUACAUUCUAGGUUCAAUAAUCAAAGACCCAUAGGAAUUUUUUGGCUAACUCCUACCUAGACAUUUAUAUAAUUAAUAAUUAUAUGAGUAAAUUGUUUUGUAUGAUCGUGUUGAUAUGUUAAUCUGAAAUAAUAUUUCGUCAUUGUAGGAUCAGGUUUGUACACGGCGGCUUUUGGCGUCCUCCUCACUUUCGGUACUGCCAUGUUGUCGGGACCGGCGGAUCGGGCGACGUCCAGCGACAAAGUAGCACUUCAGCUUGAACAGGGAGAGAACAUCGUCUUUUUAUUGUAAGCAGACGACAGUUGCUGCACCUCGUGUACAUAAUACUAUAUUUGCUAAUUCUAUUAUACUAUAAUUUUUAUCGAAUCGGUAAAUUUAUAAUAACAUCGCGGACGUAGGUACCUACAUAUACCUACUAUAUACCUGAAUAUAAUGUUGCAGUCUUUGCGAUUUUUGUGUUUACCCUAUUGUGCCUAUAUAAAUAAUUAAUUUAAAUU
Molecule: messenger RNA, 20458 nt
Organism: Cinara cedri
Lineage: Eukaryota; Metazoa; Arthropoda; Insecta; Hemiptera; Aphididae
Source: the annotation of a GenBank genome assembly